Messenger RNA from Mesoplodon densirostris (Blainville's beaked whale), 1688 nucleotides. RefSeq names its product branched chain keto acid dehydrogenase E1 subunit alpha (gene BCKDHA). Gene Ontology annotation, molecular function: oxidoreductase activity, acting on the aldehyde or oxo group of donors, disulfide as acceptor. The transcript has 9 exons. Bases 16 to 1353 code for a protein of 445 amino acids. The record is from RefSeq and is a predicted model, not a curated record. Gene Ontology annotation, biological process: branched-chain amino acid catabolic process. NCBI's taxonomy places the organism in Eukaryota, Metazoa, Chordata, Mammalia, Artiodactyla, Ziphiidae.
GGAUUGUUAGCCAAGAUGGCGGUGGCGGCUGCCGCGGCGAGGGUCUGGGGGUCAAGUCGAGGCUUGGGCCGGGUUGGCCUACUGCUCCUGCGGCGGCCAGGGGCUCGUGGGCUGGCUAGAUCACAUCCCCAGAGGCAGCAGCAGGACUUCUCGUCCCUGGAUGACAAGCCCCAGUUCCCAGGGGCCUCAGCGGAGUUUAUAGACAGGCUAGAGUUCAUCCAGCCCAAUGUCAUCUCUGGGAUCCCCAUCUACCGCGUCAUGGACCGGCAGGGCCAGAUCAUCAACCCCAGCGAGGAUCCCCAGCUGCCCCAGGAGAAGGUGCUCAAGUUCUACGAGACCAUGACGCUGCUCAAUACCAUGGACCGCGUCCUCUACGAGUCCCAGAGACAGGGCCGGAUAUCCUUCUACAUGACCAACUAUGGUGAGGAGGGGACGCACGUGGGGAGCGCAGCAGCCCUGGACAGCACGGACCUGGUGUUUGGCCAGUACCGGGAGGCAGGUGUGCUCAUGUACCGGAACUACCCCCUGGAACUGUUCAUGGCCCAGUGCUACGGCAACGUGAACGACCAGGGCAAGGGGCGCCAGAUGCCCGUCCACUAUGGCUGCAGGGAGCGCCAUUUCGUCACCAUCUCCUCUCCACUGGCCACGCAGAUCCCUCAGGCGGUGGGGGCAGCCUACGCGGCCAAGCGGGCCAACGCCAACAGGGUCAUCAUCUGUUACUUCGGAGAGGGCGCGGCCAGUGAGGGGGACGCCCACGCCGGCUUCAACUUCGCUGCCACCCUCGAGUGCCCCAUCAUCUUCUUCUGCCGGAACAACGGCUAUGCCAUCUCCACACCCACCUCCGAGCAGUACCGCGGGGAUGGCAUCGCGGCUCGAGGCCCUGGAUACGGCAUCCUGUCCAUCCGCGUGGACGGCAAUGAUGUGUUUGCUGUGUACAACGCCACCAAGGAGGCCCGGCGGCGGGCCGUGGCGGAAAACCAGCCUUUCCUCAUUGAGGCCAUGACCUACAGGAUCGGGCACCACAGCACCAGUGACGACAGCUCGGCGUACCGCUCAGUGGAUGAGGUCAAUUACUGGGACAAGCAGGACCACCCCAUCUCCCGGCUGAGGCACUACCUGCAGAGCUGUGGCUGGUGGGACGACGAGCAGGAGAAGGCCUGGAGGAAGCAGUCCCGCAAGAAGGUGAUGGAGGCCUUUGAGCAGGCCGAGCGGAAGCUGAAGCCCAGCCCCAGCCUGCUCUUCUCAGAUGUGUAUCAGGAGAUGCCUACCCAGCUCCGCAAGCAGCAGGAGUCUUUGGCCCGUCACCUCCAGACCUAUGGGGAACACUACCCACUGGAUCACUUCGAGAAGUGAGGCUACUUGCCCCAUCCCCACCUACCUCAACUCUGCCUCUGAGGGGCAGAGGUGACGGGCAGGAUGCUACCCUCUUCCCCUGACAGCUCCCUGCAGCACACUCGGGCCAGGGCAGCACUUGGGGCGGCUCCUGCCUCUCCAGGCUGUUACGUUGGUGGGGCCUUGGUCAGCCCCUUCUUUGCCUUUAGUUACAGGGUCUUCUCCCAGGGGCUGGGCAAGGGCACCUCCAGGACUGGAAGCCCCUCAGGGCUGGGGGUGGACGUGGCAGGUCAGCCUGUGGAACUUAGUCAGAGUGAGAGGUGGUCAGCAGGUAGUGAAUAAACUGUGUCUCUGCA